Molecule: messenger RNA, 1653 nt
Organism: Coniosporium apollinis CBS 100218
Lineage: Eukaryota; Fungi; Ascomycota; Dothideomycetes
Exons: 3
Coding region: 1-1653 (550 amino acids)
Source: RefSeq, a predicted model, not a curated record
AUGGACAGAGUUAACGGCAUUAAUGAACGACACGACUCCCAGAAUGGCUCAGCCGAAUCUAAUACCGGCUUCAACCACAUCCGCAAACGGAUAAUCAUCUGCUGCGACGGCACGUGGCAGUCAUCCGUGUCCGGGGAGAGAAAUGUCCCGUCAAAUGUGACUCGCCUAGUCCGCCAUCUUGCGCGCUCCGAGAAACAAGGGAAUACGCUAUGGCAGCAGAUUGUCUGGUACGAUUCCGGCAUUGGAACGGGCGACCUUUCGAAGCUUGAUGUCAACCGUCAAGGCGCAACUGGUGCGGGACUUGCUAUCAAUGUCAUCGAAGCGUACAGUUUUAUUGUCUCAAACUAUUCUCUUGGAGACAAGAUCUUUUGUUUCGGCUUCUCUCGUGGGGCAUACACUGCACGAGCUCUCGUUGGAUUGAUCAACGAUGUUGGUGUCUGCUCCCCCCUUGAUAUGCAGAUGUUCCCUGUAUUGUAUGAGUUGUAUCAAGCCAAUGUUCCCGGCAACGAAAAAGCCAAAAGGGAAUAUGAACGCUUCAAGACAGACUGGAUGGCAGGAAACCCUAUCGAGAUCACGCUAGGCGAGAAAGACUCGGGCGGACAGGUCAAGUUCAAGUCUUGCGACAGACAAAAGAUUGACGACGCAUCAAGAGACGUAGAGGUGGUCGGCGUCUGGGACACAGUCGGUAGUCUUGGUGUUCCAGACAUUCCCAGCUUCGACCUGGGUUUUAGUAGGCGUGACCGAGCAUCGCACGAAUUUCAUGAUGUGAGAUUGAGUGACCGCACUCACCACGCUUUCCAUGCGCUUGCACUGGACGAAAGAAGGAAGCCAUUCACUCCGACGCUAUGGUAUGUGCCUUUCGAACAGAAGCGACCGAGAGGCAGCUCUUUCAAGCAAGUCUGGUUCCCGGGCGUGCACAUCAACAUAGGUGGCGGAAGUGACGACAUGCUAGAAGAGAAGAAGAGCGACUUUGAGCAGAUUGCCAAUAUCACGUUUGCAUGGAUGGUCGAACAAGUUCGCCCGCAUCUGGCUUUCGACGAAGACAGCUUUGUGGCUGCCAUCAAAGAGCAGCAACACACCCUUGAGGCGCUGCACGGCGAAGACCGUCCGUGGCCCAAGUCCUGGACCGGCAAACUGUACGCCGCCACUGGCACAGUGUGGAGUAAGAUCGCUGGAAGCGGCGAACAGGCCAGAGUGAUAGCCGAGCCUGGAUGGGCAACAGGUCCCAUCAUCGACAGCUAUGAUGAAGCUUCGCGCGUUGUAAAGUCAGGCGGAAUGCAAUGGAGAUCACCCGGCGAGACCAUCGUUCCAAAGAGUGCUACCUCAGAUGAGGUUGUCCGCACGAACAAGCUUGGUCUUACCGAUGAGUGGAUCCAUCCCUGCGUCUUCUACAGGAAGGAGCAGCUUAAAAACUCCAGCGCGCCGUACGAACCGCCGGCCUUGCGCGGAUGGACCCGCUACGAAUGUGAGAACAGGAUUGAGGGGUGGGAGUGGAGGAAGGACGGCGUGAAGGACCUGUUGAAGGAGUAUCGAGUCAUGCCGCAUUCAGACGACGCAAGAGCUCCGCGCAACCUCGAAAGACUGGUAGCCGAGGCUGGGAAAGCGACAGAGUACUUGGAGGAACUCGAUAAGGCGUAUCGUGGUUCAGUUUAG